Harpia harpyja (harpy eagle) is the source of this 1645-nucleotide messenger RNA. RefSeq names its product dolichyl-phosphate mannosyltransferase subunit 1, catalytic (gene DPM1). Gene Ontology annotation, molecular function: dolichyl-phosphate beta-D-mannosyltransferase activity. Gene Ontology annotation, cellular component: endoplasmic reticulum membrane. Bases 34 to 762 code for a protein of 242 amino acids. The record is from RefSeq and is a predicted model, not a curated record. Gene Ontology annotation, biological process: protein O-linked glycosylation via mannose; GPI anchor biosynthetic process. The transcript has 9 exons. Lineage: Eukaryota; Metazoa; Chordata; Aves; Accipitriformes; Accipitridae.
CCCGCCGGUUCCGGCUGACGUCAGCGCGCCGACAUGGCGGCUGGUGGCGCGGACAAGUUCUCGGUGCUGCUGCCCACCUACAACGAGCGGGAGAACCUGCCCCUCGUCGUCUGGCUUCUGGCGCGCACCUUCCAGGAGAGUGGAAACAAUUUUGAAAUUAUCAUCAUAGAUGAUGGAAGCCCAGAUGGGACGCAGGAAAUUGCUGAACAGUUGGAAAAGAUAUAUGGAUCAGAUAAAAUACUUCUAAGACCCAGAGCAAGAAAGUUGGGCCUCGGCACUGCUUAUAUUCAUGGAAUGAAGCAUGCCACUGGGAAUUUUAUUGUUAUUAUGGAUGCUGACCUCUCUCACCAUCCAAAAUUUAUUCCAGAGUUUAUCAGAAAGCAGAAAGAAGGCAAUUUUGAUAUUGUAUCUGGAACAAGAUAUAAAGGAAAUGGAGGAGUAUAUGGCUGGGAUUUGAAAAGAAAACUAAUCAGUCGUGGUGCCAAUUUUCUAACUCAGGUUUUGCUGAGACCAGGUGCAUCGGACUUAACAGGGAGUUUCAGGUUAUACAGAAAAGAAGUCUUACAGAAACUAAUGGAAAAAUGUGUUUCUAAAGGAUACGUCUUCCAGAUGGAGAUGAUUGUUCGGGCUAGACAGUUAGGAUAUACUAUUGGAGAGGUUCCUAUUUCAUUUGUGGACCGUGUCUAUGGAGAAUCUAAACUGGGAGGCAAUGAAAUAGUCUCCUUCUUAAAGGGACUCUUGACCUUGUUUGCUACAACGUGAUAGUUUAUCCUAAAUUAACUUUUUUAGAAAAACAUUUUCUGACAUCUGUGUGGUUUUUAAUAUAUAAUAGCAGAAGCUUGAUAAUUAGUGUGGUGACCAGAAGACCUGCUAUAAACUAACAAUUAAACAAACCACCAAUAAUAAACUAAAAUAUAUUGUAUCCCAAAAUGCUCCUUUCAAAAUAAGUGGAGUGUAUGUUGAACUAAAAACUAAUAAAGACUAAUGCUCUAUUCUAUUUUUGUAAAAAAAAAAAAAAAAAAGAAGUCUUAAUAAAGAACACAAAGCUAAAUGAUCUUUUGCAUUUAGAAAUGAAUCAUUAUUCAGCAGAAGCUAAAGAUGAUUUUGAAAUAAAGCAAGGACAUAAAAAGAAUUACAGAAUUUCUUAUCUUUGUUCUGUGGUUUGCAGAGAUUAUUUUAAAUAUAUACCAGUUAGUUCCCUUGCUUUUCUCAAUACAUAUAUAUAUACAUGUAUCUUAAAGCAGAUAAAUAGAAGAGUUUCUACAGAACUGAUAAUAGCUUGUAUAGUUUAAGAGGAAAUACAGAUGAGUACAGUGAUUUGUUCUUUGUAAAUUUUUUCCUAGACUGGAAAGAAGGAAUGUUCUUUGGAUAAGAAGGAGAAUUGUAUGUGUGGAAUAAUUUUGUAUUCUGUGCGUUUGUCCAGAAGCAGAUAAUUCCCUUUUCCUGUUUUAUUUAGAAACUAAACAUUUUUAGAAUCUAUAAAACAGGAGUAUGACACCUCAACCAACUUUAGGGUGACAGAAGACCCAAUACACCUCACUGAAGACAUUUGAGAAAUUUUUCUUAUGUCAAAUAACAGUUUGCAAUGUAAAAUCUGUAUUUGUUCCAGAUCCUGAUCAACAAAAUACAAACAGAGGUAACACUA